Molecule: messenger RNA, 1130 nt
Organism: Hyposmocoma kahamanoa
Lineage: Eukaryota; Metazoa; Arthropoda; Insecta; Lepidoptera; Cosmopterigidae
Product: histone-lysine N-methyltransferase SETMAR-like
Exons: 1
Coding region: 1-1062 (353 amino acids)
Molecular function (GO): nucleic acid binding
Source: RefSeq, a predicted model, not a curated record
AUGUCCGAGCAGGAGGUACCUCCCUCUAUUGCGCAACGUAUUGUUAUCAAGUUUUUAGCUGCAGAAGGUGUAAAACCGGCCGAAAUCUUGAGAAGAUUGACUGCACAGUUCGGGGAUGAGACGCUGUCGCGAGCUAGAGUGUUUGCUUGGCACAAACAUUUCAUGGAGGGCCGUGAACGUGUUCAAAAUGAGAGCCAUGACCGCAGACCCCGCACCUGCAUUACAGCGGGCAACAUCGACAGUGUUCGUCAACUUGUUGAAGGUGAUAGGCGUCUAACAACUUCGGAUAUUGCAAUUAAGGUUGGAAUAAGUUAUGGGAGCACUUACUCUAUACUCUCAGAGGAGCUAGGGUAUCGCAAGGUGUGUGCCAGGUGGGUUCCUCGCCUUCUCACAGUUGACCAGAAACUGAAUCGUUUUCAAGUGUGUGAGCGUCUUCUUGCACAAUUUCGGGAAGAAGGAGACCCAUUUCUUUCUCACAUUGUCACCUGUGAUGAAACGUGGGUGCAUCACUACACCCCUGAGUCGAAACAAGCGAGUAAGGAGUGGAGGAAGAAAGGAGAAACCGCACCAGUGAAAGCCAAGUCACGAUUAUCGGCUGGCAAGGUUUUGGCUACCGUUUUUUUUGACGAGCGUGGCCUGCUGUACCUUGAUUUUUUGCAUGAGCGCAAAACAAUUAAUGCGGCAUACUACUGCAAACUUUUGACUGAGGUCAGACUUGCAUAUCGCCGCAAAAGACGAGACCUUCCGAUGAGAAAAGUGAUUCUCCUCCAUGACAAUGCUCGCCCCCAUACAGCAGCCGUACAAAAAUUGGAGCAACUGGGUUGGGAGACACUGCAACACCCUCCAUACAGUCCAGACCUGUCUCCCUGCGACUUCCAUGUCUUUGGUCCUCUCAAGGAAGCUUUGGGAGGGCAAAAAUUCCACAGCGAUAAUGAGGUUGAAGCAUAUGUGCGCAAUUGGCUACAAACACGACCUGACUCUUUUUACCUGGAAGGAAUUGAAAAAUUACCUAUACGCUGGGAGAAAUGUGUUUCUAAAUCAGGAGAUUAUGUAGAAAAAUAAACUAUGAUUGUUUGUGCGUUUAAAAUCAAAAUAAAUAUUUUAAAAAAUAAGUCUCGUUUAUAUUUGAU